This is a messenger RNA of Saccostrea echinata, 3377 nucleotides long. Its product is annotated as epidermal growth factor receptor kinase substrate 8-like. Bases 187 to 3360 code for a protein of 1057 amino acids. The transcript is spliced from 27 exons. Gene Ontology annotation, cellular component: plasma membrane. The record is from RefSeq and is a predicted model, not a curated record. NCBI's taxonomy places the organism in Eukaryota, Metazoa, Mollusca, Bivalvia, Ostreida, Ostreidae. Gene Ontology annotation, molecular function: actin binding. Gene Ontology annotation, biological process: regulation of Rho protein signal transduction; Rho protein signal transduction.
GGAGGGUGUAUAAUCGUUGAUUGGAACAGCGUUAAACAAGCCUCGCCCAGAGCACAUUGAUCUGUCGUAUCUUUCGACGUGUGCCGAAUCUUGUGUGAAAACUUUUAUUACUUUUAGUGACAUUCAUUGACAAAGAGGAAAUAACGGGUGUGGGGUAUGCAGUGACAGAGUGUUAGAGGUGUGGAAAUGAACGGUUACGAUCAUUACGGACGGAACGGAUUCCAUCCUGUAAACUCUGGAGAUCCGUUUAAUCACAGAGAUGACCCUUACGAUAGAAAUGAAUUUGGAAGAUCUCACAGAAAUGGAUUUGGACCUGAUAUAGUAGAUAGAUCCAGCUUUGACGGUCGAUUUGACACAAGAGACAUGAGAGAAAAUGAGUUUGAGCUGGACCAUCUCGCUACAUUCUCCUCCAAAACAGGACCAAUGUCAGCAGAGGAUGGAUUACGGAAGCUGCGGCAGAUGGAAAGCUCUACUGGAAUCUGGACCAUGAGAUGUGUCAUGAUAGUGGAAAAAAAUAGCAACACACUCGUAAUCAUUGACAAGAGUAAUGGGGAGGAACUAGAACGAUUUCCCAUUGAGCUUGUUCACGAACCUACGGCCAUAUUCAAGGAUGAUAAAAGGGAAAUAUAUACCAACUUGAUACUGUUCACAGUUAUUGAGGAUCCACGUCGGAAAAACGGUCCCUCUGACAUGCAUAUUUUCCAGAGUAUUAUGGCCCCGGCACAGGAUAUUGUAGAUGAAAUUCAGGCAGCAAAGGAUGGCAGACCCACAGGUUCUUUUGGGCAGAGAAUUCCUCCUCCACCUAUGGGUCCUGCCCCCAACCCACCUAGAUUUGGAGAUGCUGGUCAUUGGGUCAUUGGGAGGCCUACUGUCACACGCAGGCAGUUCUCAUCCAGUUCUGCCGAUUUUAAUCAGGAAUUUAUCAAAUCCAGCCAAAACUACCAAAAAACUUACUUGAAAGAGAAUGCAGGGCUUGGUCGCAGUGAUUUCUACUCACAACAGGGCGGUAGAGAACGAGAAAACCAAGCCAAUAAUUUCGUAGAUGAUGAAAUUAACUUCAGACAAAGUAGAGCAGGGGGUGGAUUUGGACAGAGUAAUAGAGCCUCCUACAUGCCCACAGACAUGGACAGUGGCCAGAAUGAAAUUCUCGAAAGGGAUGUGCAACUGUUGAAUGCCUGCUUUGAUGACAUAGAGAAGUUUGUGUCCAGGCUACAGCAAGCUGCAGAGGCGUACAAAGAAUUGGAACGGCGAAGGAAAGAUCGCAACAACAAAAAGUCCAAAAACAGCCGACAGUCGGGAGAAGGCAUGCUAAAUAUGAGAGCAAAACCACCGCCAGCAGAUGACUUUAUUGACAUUUUUGAAAAAUUCAAAUUCGCAUUUAACUUGCUGGCUAAACUAAAGGCUCACAUACAUGACCCCAAUGCCCCAGAGCUUGUUCACUUUUUAUUCACACCACUGAGCUUAAUAUACGAGGCUAGUCGUGACCCUGUGCAUGGGGGUCGUGACCUUGCUGAGAGUGCAACAAGGCCAGCCAUUACACAGGAUGCUAAGCAAUUGUUACUGAACUGUUUGACAUCUAAAGAAUUGGAAUUGUGGCAGUCUCUUGGGAAAUCUUGGACAAACAGCAGGGAUAAUUAUGGAGACACCUACAUGCCUCGAUUUUACAAUGGUUGGGCCCCAGCGAUGUCUGCUCCAGUGGACAGGAUAGACAGAAGUCGGAUGGAGGAUGCUUUAAUGAACCAUGAGAGACAGAUCCGAGACCGUGACAUUGAGGACAGAGUACGGAGAGAGGGAGGAGAAUUGGUGAUGCCCUUCCCACCAACUCGUGAUGAAGAUAGGAAUUACAUAGGACGUUCAACUCGAUACGAUCAAUACAGCCGACCCCCUGAGGAUAACUACGCAAGGUCGACCAAGCGUCCUUCUACUCCCCCUCCUGGGGUCCCCUUUACUAACCCUAAUGUUGCACGGUAUCAGGAGCAUGUUGAGCAACACAUUAAUAGAAACAGGGAGGUACAUGAGCCCAGAAUGAGCGAGCCCCGAGUUCUGACCAGACAGGACAAGAACAUUCAGUUUGCACAGGACGUUCUGAGAUCCAAUGGAAAGGUUAUGGAAGCAGUUCAUGAUCGUCAGGGGAGAAAUAACAAAGAAAUCACAGUGGAGAAGGGAGAUUUAUUGCAGGUCCUAGAUGAUUCCAGGAACUGGUGGAAGUUGAAAAACCAUGAAGGUCACAUUGGUUAUGCCCCCUACACAAUUCUGAAGGAAUAUGCAGCUUCUGAUAUGGAGAUGGACAAGAGGGCCUGGGAUCAUUUGAUGACAAGGGGUAGAAGAUCAAGUGGAGAAUACAACAGCCACAUUCAGACAAACGGGGCCCCCGCCCCUCCAGCACCCCCUCCCCCACCCCAGGGUGGAAGUCGACGCCAAGACGACAAUGACAACAGAAAGCAACGCCAGAACAGCAGCAGACGACAUCGUCAGAGCGAAGACUACAGCAGUGGGAGCGCGAGCGACGAGGACCGACGAUCGCGUGGACGGAGAAGUGAUAGAGCCCACAGCUCACGCAGUCCACGUGACGACAGUGAUGGCUGGAGCCGAGACAGCAGCGACAGAGAGCAAACAAGUCACAGGUCUAAUCGACAAAGCGACAGACGAAGACAGCGGUCACCACCCUCAAAAUACAGUGAUCCGCCAACCCCCAGAUAUGAUGAUCCUCCCAGAAAAUACAGAGAUCCAUCACCAAGACGUAAGGAUCCUCCUCCACCUCCACCACCUGCAUCUAGACCCCCUCCUCCAAGAGGUCAAAGAAUCACCACUGAUAAGAAAAGAGAUGAUCUUCAUGACGAACUUCAGCAGCGAAUGUCCCGGGGUCCAAAGUCAGGUCAAGGCCCUAAGACUGCCCAGAAACCGCAGAGAGAGCGCCCUCAGGUCAAAACCAUCACAGCAAGGUCAACCGUGGACGAAGUUGGCGAUUGGCUAGAUACAAAGGGAUUUUCUGAAGAAUGCAUCCGAGUAUUUCGAAGAUACAAUGGAGAAGACAUGUUCCGACUGAAAAGGAAAGAGAUGGACCGACUUAUUGGCCCUCAAGAGGCACAGCGCCUGGAAAGUCAAAUCCUUGUCCAGAAAAACAAAGAAGGGUAUAAGACGGCACGCAGUGGCGGGAAAGAGUUGCAGGCGAUUCUUCACAGGAGGAAAGAAAUGGCGGACCGGAAAGGAGAUGAUAAUCCUGCAUUCGCUCCAGAAUCACCCGACUAUUCAGAUUCCGAGAGUGACGCCUCCGACAAUAUGGAGAACGUUGGACUGACGUUGAGAGCAAUGUUACGUCAUCAGCGUAAACGGAUUUCUAAGAGCGUGUAUCAUGAUUAGCGUGUGUCAUAUCCAGA